GCGCAAAAAACCCACCCACAAACCCAAUUUCUUUCAAUUCACUCGCUAUGAAGUUAAGCAUCUUGCUCUUAGUGGCCACGGCCCUCGCCGCCCCCCUCGCCCCAGGGCAGGCUGAACAAUUGCCCUUUUUCUCUGACUUCGAACUCGCCGAAUUACCCGAACACCAGGUCCACCCCCACCGCCACCAUCCUUGGACCCAAUCCAAAAAAAUGGGUUUUUGGGACAAAUUCAAGUACCACUUCAAGCCCGAGAUCGACUCCGACCUGUUGCAAGCGUUAAUCUCCGAGGAAGCUCUCCUUAAGAAGGCCAAAAAGUUGUACGAGCUUGCUGAGAGGUCGACCGAAAAGUACGGCCAUCCUACCAGAGUUAUCGAUUCUCCUGGUCACUGGGCCACCAUUGAUUAUAUAACUACCCAGUUGUACAAGUUAGGUGGCUACUACAAUGUCAGUGUGCAGAAGUUCAAGGCUUUGGACAGCAAAAUUAGCGCUUUUUCGUUGUUGGUUGAUGGAGAAGAACCCAAGUCCUUACAGCCUUUGCGUUUCACUCCUCCCACACCCGACUCCAAGCCCGUCCACGGCCAGUUUGUGUUGGUGAAGAACUACGGGUGCAGUGUGGAAGACUUCCCGGCCAACUUGACGGCCGGCAACAUCGCUUUGGUUGAAAGAGGUGUUUGUGCAUUUGGAGACAAGUCUGCCAACGCUGCUGCUGCUGGUGCCGUUGCUGCUGUCAUCUACGAUAAGGAACCCUUAUCUGGAACCUUGGGUGCCCCUGAAAAGGGCAUUGUUUACGUGCCUACUUUGUCGAUUACCACUGCUGAUGCUGAGAAAUACAUUGAAAAGUUGACGGAGGACCCAGCAUUCAAGUUUGAAGUCACCGCCUAUGUUGACUCGUACGUCAAGUACAUCAAGACUUUGAACGUGGUUGCUGAAACGGUGUUUGGAGACCACGACAACGUUGUGUCAUUGGGGGCCCACUCGGACUCGGUGACCGAAGGGCCUGGGAUCAACGACGACGGGUCUGGAACCAUUUCGCUCUUGGAAGUGGCUAAGGCCUUGACCAAUUUCAAGAUCAAGAAUGCCGUCAGAUUCGCCUGGUGGGCUGCUGAAGAAGAAGGACUUUUGGGUUCUACUUACUAUGCCGAGAGCUUGAGUCCAGAAGAAAACGCCAAACUCAGGUUGUUUAUGGACUACGAUAUGAUGGCGUCUCCCAACUUCGAGUACCAGAUCUAUGAUGCCAAUGAUGUGGACCACCCCAACGGAUCCGGUCACUUGAAGGACUUGUACAUUGAUUUCUACAAGUCCAAGGGCUUGAACUAUACAUUUGUGCCCUUUGAUGGUAGAAGUGAUUACGUUGGUUUCAUCGAUGCGGGCAUUCCAGCCGGUGGAAUUGCUACUGGAGCUGAAGGUGUCAAGACCCCAGAAGGACAGGAGAAGUUUGGCGGAACUGUGGGUGAGUGGUUUGACCCUUGCUACCAUCAAUUGUGUGACAAUAUUGAAAAUGCCAGCUUCGAAGCUUGGGUUGUCAGCACCCAAUUGAUUGGACACUCGGUUGCUACAUAUGCUAAGAGUUUUGACGGGUUCCCAGAAAGAGAGUUGUCUUCGGAGUCGGUUGGUGCCAACCACUUCAAGUACCGGGGAGCCUCGCUUAUUGUUUAACGUUUUGAACUGUUGACUAGCUAGACUGGAUACGCCGAAUAGAUCGACUCUAUCG
Molecule: messenger RNA, 1710 nt
Organism: Yamadazyma tenuis ATCC 10573
Lineage: Eukaryota; Fungi; Ascomycota; Pichiomycetes; Serinales; Debaryomycetaceae
Gene: APE3
Product: Ape3p
Biological process (GO): proteolysis
Molecular function (GO): aminopeptidase activity; metalloexopeptidase activity
Source: RefSeq, a predicted model, not a curated record